This is a messenger RNA of Oenanthe melanoleuca, 1960 nucleotides long. RefSeq names its product chloride nucleotide-sensitive channel 1A (gene CLNS1A). Lineage: Eukaryota; Metazoa; Chordata; Aves; Passeriformes; Muscicapidae. Gene Ontology annotation, biological process: chloride transport; mRNA cis splicing, via spliceosome; cell volume homeostasis. The record is from RefSeq and is a predicted model, not a curated record. The transcript is spliced from 7 exons. Gene Ontology annotation, cellular component: plasma membrane; cytosol; methylosome. Bases 401 to 1144 code for a protein of 247 amino acids.
GAGGCGACUCCACUGGGACCUGCCGCGGCACCCAGACCGCAGCUGCGGAGCGGCGGGAGCGCCGCCCCGGGGAGCGGGAGAGCGGCGGCGACACCGCGUUCCGGGACAGUGACAUCGCAUCCCGAGGCGGUUCCAUCGCAUUUCGAGGCGGUUCCAUCGCGUUCCAGGGCGGUGCCAUCGCAUCCCGAGGCGGUUCCAUCGCGUUCCGGGGCGGUGCCAUCGCAUCCCGAGGCGGUUCCAUCGCGUUCCGGGGCGGUGCCAUCGCAUCCCGAGGCGGUUCCAUCGCGUUCCGGGGCGGUGCCAUCGCAUCCCGAGGCGGUUCCAUCGCGUUCCGGGGCGGUGCCAUCGCGUCCCGGCGGAACCGCAUCAGGCGCGGCGCGUUCCGCUUCCGGCGGCCGCGAUGGUGGAGCAGGGAGGCGGCGAUGGCGCCAUGAGCUUCCUCAAGCGCUUCCCGCCGCCGGCCGACGGCGUCCGCCACCAGCAGGCGGACACGGAGGCGCUGCUGGCGGGGCGCAGCCUGGGCUCCGGCACGCUGUACAUCGCCGAGAGUCGCCUGUCUUGGCUGGAAAACUCUGGAGUUGGCUUCUCCUUGGAUUACCCCACCAUAAGCUUACAUGCUGUCUCCAGGGACCUGAGUGCUUACCCAAGGGAGCACUUGUACGUCAUGGUGAAUGCCAAGUUCGAAGAGGAGACAAAAGAGGCUCCCAUGACUGAAGGGGAGGAGGACGACAGCGAUGAUGACGUUGAACCGAUCGCGGAAUUCAGAUUCGUACCGAGCGACAAAUCUGCCUUGGAAGCCAUGUUCUCAGCCAUGUGUGAGUGCCAGGCCCUGCACCCAGACCCAGACGAUGAGGACUCAGACAACGACUAUGAAGGGGACGAGUACGAUGUUGAGGCCCGCGAGCUAGAGCAAGGUGACAUCCCGAGCUUUUACACGUACGAAGAGGGAUUGUCACAUUUAACUGCAGAAGGCCAGGCCACCCUGGAGAGGUUAGAAGGCAUGUUAGCCCAGUCUGUCAGCACCCAGUACAACAUGGCUGGAGUGAGAACAGAGGACUCCAUAAGGGAGUUUGAAGAUGGGAUGGAGGUGGACGUGGCACCAGUAGUUGCAGGGCAGUUUGAAGAUGCUGAAGUCGAUCACUGAGGAGGACAGGUGCUGCUAUUCCUCUUGUGGCACUUCCAGAAUAAGCUGUAAAACCGAAGGCAUUGCAGUGACUAUCGGGAGUUAACCUUUCUUUUAAUGACCUAAGUUUAGACAUCUAGGUCUAUAAAUGCUUGUAGAGAUGUUUAAGACAGGGUUUGACAUUUGUGACCACUAUGGGGUUAUUUAAAAAAAAAAUAAACAAAAACAACAAAACCUCUUGCAUCUAACACUUGAGUGGGGCUAAUCAGGGGUCAUUUCAUAGAAUCACGGAAUGAUUUGUGUUGGAACAGACCUUAAGGACCAUCUGGUUCCAACCCCACCUGCCAUGGGCAUGGAUGCCAUUGAGUAGAUCAGGUUGCUCAGGACUGCAUCCUAACCUGGCUGUGAGCACUUCCAGGGAUGGGGCAGCCACAGUCUCUCUGACCAAACUCUGUGGCCUUUUAAAGAAGCCUUUGUAGGAAUUCUAGGACUUCAGAAAUAAAACUGUAGGUAGAACAGUAUUUUAGAUUGUCCUAGAAUUUUCCAUAUUUUUUUACCUGUCAUUGACUCUGUGAAGAAGAAAUAGGAAUAAAAAUAUUACAACUAAAAGGAAAUAGGGUUGGCCAUGGAUUAAAAGAAAAGCUAAAUUAAAACCCCCUCAAGUAACUGGCUUUAUCAUUUCAGUUCUAUCCCUUUCAUUUCUCUGAGAGCUGAGCUUGGGUGGUAGAGGAGAUGGAAUAAAGCCUGUAAGGUCCGGAUAAAGAGAACUGUUUUGUGUCUUUGUAUUACAUGUUAACAUUGUUAAAUAAACUAAGAUUUUUGUAUCUCACAACCAGC